AUGAACCUAAAUGAAAAAGAACUUGAAUUUGGUGAACAUAGCCUUUCUGUGCGCGUUUCAUUCGAUAAUCCUAACACUGCAGCUGUCGCCCUGCGUUCACUUUCAGUGGAUCCACCUCCUCCAAGAUCUACAGUGAAGGAACAGUUAAAGCAAGAUGGCUCUAGUCUCAUUUGCACAUUUACUGCUCCCAUUACUCCUAGUGAUAGAAAUAAACAGUUACGAAAGUUACGUAUUGCUGUUAACAGCUGGCUUGAUUUAGUCACGCUGGUUUCUGAAACAAUCAGUGCAUUCAAAACUGGCGAUGAUAAUUUUUCAUCCUUACGUGCUAUUAAUGGCUUUUGA
Trichobilharzia regenti is the source of this 342-nucleotide messenger RNA. The record is from the annotation of a GenBank genome assembly. Lineage: Eukaryota; Metazoa; Platyhelminthes; Trematoda; Strigeidida; Schistosomatidae.